Vitis riparia (riverbank grape) is the source of this 1316-nucleotide messenger RNA. RefSeq names its product ras-related protein RABH1b. Bases 317 to 943 code for a protein of 208 amino acids. The record is from RefSeq and is a predicted model, not a curated record. NCBI's taxonomy places the organism in Eukaryota, Viridiplantae, Streptophyta, Magnoliopsida, Vitales, Vitaceae. Gene Ontology annotation, molecular function: GTPase activity; GTP binding. The transcript has 6 exons.
AAACAUUUCAAACCAAGAGACUUUUGUUUGUUGGAGAAAUGAGACCCAAGCAGUUGGCCGCCUAAUUUGUAAGAAACCACUUACUUGGCAUUACAACUUACGAGCGAAGGAAGACUCUCGUUUCCGCGAAAUCUCUUCAAAACAUUUCACGAGAGGACAAAACAAAACACAGCCCCUGCAGCCAGCCUUCCCUUUUAAAACUUUCAAAAAAAAAAAAAAAAACCUCUCCCCCUUCCUUUUCUCUCUCCUCGUCUCAGAUCAGAGCUUCUGCCCCAUUUCCCAUCUCCCACUCCACCUUCCUCUCCAGAUCCGAUCCAUGGCUCCUGUCUCUGCUCUCGCCAAGUACAAGCUCGUCUUCUUGGGAGACCAAUCCGUCGGAAAGACUAGCAUCAUCACUCGAUUCAUGUACGACAAAUUCGACAACACCUAUCAGGCUACUAUUGGUAUUGAUUUUCUAUCAAAGACGAUGUACCUUGAAGAUCGGACGGUCCGUUUGCAACUCUGGGAUACUGCAGGACAGGAAAGGUUCAGGAGUCUGAUCCCAAGUUACAUUAGGGACUCCUCUGUUGCAGUCAUCGUAUAUGAUGUUGCAAGCAGGCAGUCAUUCCUUAACACUGCCAAGUGGAUUGAGGAGGUUCGUACUGAGCGAGGCAGUGAUGUUAUCAUUGUCCUUGUUGGGAACAAAACAGACCUUGUGGACAAGAGGCAAGUGUCUAUAGAGGAAGGAGAAGCUAAAGCUCGUGAUCUAAAUGUUAUGUUUAUUGAAACUAGUGCCAAGGCUGGGUUCAAUAUAAAGGCGCUAUUUCGGAAAAUUGCAGCAGCCUUACCAGGAAUGGAAACACUUUCUUCAGCAAAGCAAGAAGACAUGGUUGACGUCAAUCUUAAGUCUAGCAACACAAACGCAUCUCAGUCACAGCCACAGGCAGGCGGAUGUUCCUGUUGAUGAUAUACAAUGUUGUUCUAAGCUCCCACUAUGCGGCCCCAUUUCCUUCUCAGCUCCUGUGAUCCUACAAAACGUCUGUAAAGUUUUCCUCGCCCAAUUCGGUAAGCUUUGAGCUUUUGGGUAUGGAUGAUGGUUUAAAAAAGGAAAAGUGAAACAGUAGAUUAUUAGAUUCCUUGGUUAUUUUGGCAGUUUUGUCAGAUGCAUUAGAGUUUUUAUGGUUGAAAAUUAAUAGCAGAAUCUCUCAAAUAAAUUAGAUUUUGAAGAAGAAAUUUGGAAUUAAAAGCAUCCCUCAGUAAGGAACUUGUGGGGAUUGAUGGUAGUCUAUACUUUCUAUAUCACACAAUUAGCCGAAGGGGAAAAACUAUUGGUUGUA